Messenger RNA from Saitoella complicata NRRL Y-17804, 796 nucleotides. RefSeq lists its product as uncharacterized. The coding region runs from base 38 to 796 and encodes 252 amino acids. Gene Ontology annotation, biological process: phospholipid translocation; retrograde transport, endosome to Golgi. Lineage: Eukaryota; Fungi; Ascomycota; Saitoellomycetes; Saitoellales; Saitoellaceae. The record is from RefSeq and is a predicted model, not a curated record. Gene Ontology annotation, cellular component: trans-Golgi network; endosome. The transcript is spliced from 5 exons.
AACAGCAUUCACUCCCUACAGUCAAUUGCUGUUGAACAUGAGCGGUUGGGUACAAUGGCUAGCUGACGUUGUCAUGGGGUUGUUCUUCAUUUCGAGUCCGUUGACGUCGUAUGGUGACAUGAUAUGGUCAAUUAACAAGAAACGGUCGUCACAAGGAUUCAGUAUCGACAUUUGCGGAAUCAUGUUGGUGUCGAGUAUCCUCCGAGUACUAUUCUGGUUCGGAAAGCCGUUUGAGACGAGUUUGUUCAUUCAGGCUAUCGUCAUGAUUUUUACUCAGCUCGUCCUCCUCAAAUCUGUGUUAGAUUACCGACCAGCGCAUUCCUCUCAUUGGGACGGCUGGCGCCGUCCCUUCGACCUCUGGCAAUGGCGCCGUGCGCAAACGUACUGGGAGUUUUUGGGCGCCUUCGCCGCUUCCGUGAUCCUCCUCCAAAUCCUCCUCGGCUGGAUCCCCUCCUACAUCGAACUAAUCGGCUUCCUCGCCCUCGGUAUCGAAGCAACCCUCCCAAUCCCCCAAGCCUACACAAACUACCGCAACAAAUCUUGCCGCGGUUUCCGUCCCUCUGUCCUCGUCGCCUGGAUCGGCGGAGAUAUCUUCAAGACCUCGUACUUUUUGUUUGGGAAGCCGAUGGCGUUGCAGUUCAAGUUGUGUGCGGUUAUCCAGACGAUUUUUGAUUUUACGUGUGCGUUUCAGUAUUUUUGGUACGGGACGAAGGAGGUGGUGCAUGUUGAUGGGAGUGGGGGGACGGAGUUGCCGACAGUGAAUAAUACAUACAAGGACACUGUUGAGACUGUCUAA